Messenger RNA from Neurospora hispaniola, 1949 nucleotides. Its product is annotated as FAD binding domain-containing protein. Gene Ontology annotation, molecular function: oxidoreductase activity; FAD binding. The record is from RefSeq and is a predicted model, not a curated record. The transcript is spliced from 4 exons. Bases 1 to 1797 code for a protein of 598 amino acids. Lineage: Eukaryota; Fungi; Ascomycota; Sordariomycetes; Sordariales; Sordariaceae.
AUGACGCAAACAGAAAAACACAACAACAUCCUCCAGACCGACCUCCUCAUCGUUGGUGCCGGCCCAGCCGGUGCUUCGCUGGCUUGCUUUCUUGCUGCUCAUGGACGGACUGGCAUCUUGAUCGCGGCCGCUCCCGGCACGGCGGAUACACCACGGGCUCAUAUCACCAACAUGGCUGCUCUUGAAUGCCUGCGAGACAUUGAACUGGAACAAGAAUGCAGACUCGCCGGGACGGACAGCAAGCACAUGGAGCACACGCGCUGGUGUCGCAGCAUGGCGGGCGAAGAGUUUGCGCGGGUUUACUCGUGGGGUCACGAUCCGAAGCACAAGGGCGCCUACGAAACCGCUAGCCCGUGCGACCACAUCGACCUGCCGCAAACCCUCCUCGAGCCCAUCCUCGUCAAGCGCGCCACCCACGCCGGCUGGACCGUUCGCUUCAACACGCGCUACGUGCGCCUGUCACGCCCCUCUCCCGACGUCAUCCUCUCCGAGGUCCUCGACGAGCUCACCGGACAGACCUACUUUAUUCAGUCGCGCUACCUCUUUGGGUGCGACGGCGCCCGCAGCCAGGUCGUCCGCGAGUUGCAGCUGCCCCUCAUCAAGAAGCCUGGUCAGGGGUUGGCACUCAACGUCUUUGUGCGCGCCGAUCUGUCGCAUCUGAUGGAGAACCGGUCGGGCAACCUCCAUUGGGUGUUCAACCCGGAGGAGGAGGAGUACCCGGUCUGGGGCAAGGAGUGCAUUGUCCGCAUGGUCCGAGCGUGGGACGAGUGGAUGUUCAUCUUCUUGCCGCAACCGGGCGCCGAUCUAAAGGCGGAUGAUAUGAGCGCUACCAACGACGAGUACGUGGCGCGCGUGAAACAGGUGAUUGGGGACGAGAACGUCGAGGUGACGCUGCUGCAUGCGAGCAAGUGGUGGAUCAACGAGGUGGUUGCGGAGCGGUAUUCCGAUGGCGGCAAUGUGUUUUGCUUUGGCGAUGCCACCCACCGGCAUCCGCCCUUCAACGGCUUGGGAAGCAACACGUGCAUCCAGGACGCCUUCAACUUGGCGUGGAAGGUGGAUUAUGUCAUGUCUGGCAAGGCGGGCAAGCAGCUGCUGGACAGUUUUGACAAGGAGAGGCAGCCCGUGGGCAUGGAUAUCGUGACCAGGGCGAAUCAAGGGCUGCGCGACCACUACGGAUGGCAGAAGACGCUGGGCUUGCUGGAGGACGACAUGGAGAAGACGAGGAAAAUCUUGGCCGAGUUUGAGGACCCUGGCGAGAAGGGCCGCCUGAGAAGGAAGGCGUUCCGCGAAGGGAUCGAGAACACCACGACCGAGUUCCACGGCUUGGGCAUCGAGAUGAACCAGAAAUACGUGUCGAACGCGGUUUAUCUGGCGGAUCAGGGAGAGGCGCCGCCUGCGCCCAAGGAUGCAGUCAGGACGCUCCAGGUUACCACGUAUCCCGGACGCAGACUGCCGCACGCCUGGUUGAACACACGGGUGCCUGGGAAGAAGAUCUCGACGAUUGACUUGGCGGGACAUCGGCGGUUCUGUCUGCUUACCGGACCAGGCGGACAGGCGUGGAAGGACGCGGUCAAGGCGGUCGGGGAGAAGCUGGGUGUUGAGGUGGUCGCAUUCUCGAUUGGCUGGAAGCAGGAUUAUGAAGAUGUUUACUUUGACUGGGCCGAGAGGCGAGAGGUGGAGGACGAUGGGUGUGUGUUGGUGAGGCCGGAUCGGUUUGUGGCGUGGAGGAGCAGGUCGGUGAUUGAGAAGCCGGAGGUGAAGCUAGAAGAGGUUUUGAGGAAUGUUUUGUCGCUAUAAGACUUGGAUAUACAUUACUGUAACGAAGCUGUUGUCGUCGUCGCCGCGUUGUCGUCGCAUCUCGGGUUUCUAUGGCCGUCGUCGUCGUGCGGAUCAUGUCUUGUCUCGCCAUAUUUCCGUAGUAUAGCAAUACAACUGCGGCACAGAGUUUC